AUGGACAGAAACCGCAAUGCUACUGCAAUUCCGGAUUCUCAGGGCCAAUGUGUGAGAUUGUCGACAAAAACGAAUGCCUGGACAAACCAUGCCACUGGUUGGCUCAUUGCCAAAACACUCUUGGAUCCUAUGAAUGUGCCUGCUUCCCAGGAUUUCAUGGCGAUGGCUAUCAAUGUGCUGAUAUUGAUGAGUGUUCAAUGA
Messenger RNA from Cooperia oncophora, 201 nucleotides. The record is from the annotation of a GenBank genome assembly. Lineage: Eukaryota; Metazoa; Nematoda; Chromadorea; Rhabditida; Trichostrongylidae.